Molecule: messenger RNA, 368 nt
Organism: Xenia sp. Carnegie-2017
Lineage: Eukaryota; Metazoa; Cnidaria; Anthozoa; Malacalcyonacea; Xeniidae
Product: tetratricopeptide repeat protein 21B-like
Exons: 3
Coding region: 105-368 (87 amino acids)
Biological process (GO): protein localization to cilium; intraciliary retrograde transport
Cellular component (GO): intraciliary transport particle A
Source: RefSeq, a predicted model, not a curated record
CUGGGCCGAGAGUCAACAAUACAGAGUGAUAAAGAGAUGUCAGCAAAUGGCAGAAAACGAUAACACAAAAAUCUAGCUUGUACUAUUAAUUCGUACGAAUAACUAUGGCAUCUACAGAUACUCUAAUACUGGGCAGUAUCAACUAUUAUUGUCGAGCAAGAUUUUACACGCACCUACAAAACGUGUGUUUGCAAGGUUUGCAGAAGCACGGAGGUGAUCCGGUUUUGACAUUUUGGAAAGCAUUUGGAAUACUGAUGGAAGAUCGUGUGUCAGAAGCCAUUAGAGAAUUUGAAUCCAUCCAAGAAAGUGAAGAAGUUGUCCUGUGUUGUUUGAUGGCAUUAAUCUAUGCACAUAAAAGGCACAAUUAA